AGUGGCUCUGCUCCAACAGCACAGGCGUAUCCUGUACGUACGAACAGGCCUGGGAGAAGGCACUCCAGCCCAUCCUGUCAUACAUCAACGGCAAGAACGAGGGCAACGUUAUGAUGGACCUGACGAGACCUCUGUAUGGACAGGGAUACACAGGGGAGAAAGGAAACGAGUGCGUGAAGACGUUCACGUUGUGCAUGUUCAUGCCAGAGGAACAUACAGAGAACCCACCAAAGCCCGUCGAUGACCGUAUCGGCAUCCGGUCAGGAGACAAAGAAAGUUACUGGUUCCAGUCCGUGUUCGUAGGACGGCCGACCCCGGACAGGCUGUACAAGUCCCUAACAGACAUGAUUGAGCAACUGGACGCUCUCAAGCCGUUCGGAGUCGAUUAUUCCAUAGAUGGAACGGAACUUUGGUUCGGAGGGUACGACCACCCUGGCGAUGAGCAAGGUCUGAAUGAAAUCAUCGUUGUACACCAGCAGCACAUUUACUGGAAGGUAAGAACAUUCUUUAUGUUUUGUCAUUAAAUCUGUGAGCACGGCUUGUCCUUUUGCAAAUUUAAUGUCCUAAACAUAUAAAAUCCUUUAUUGACUCCAGACUUUAAUUCACAGAGCAUACUUUUGAACGUUUUGGCAGCUCCAUAGCUACUUUUCUUGUGGCCAAAAUGGCCAACAUGUUUCCUUCAAAUAUUCCUAAAUAAAUCCUUAUACAUUCCGAGCAAAAGGAGGGAGAGGAGGAGGAAGAGAAGGAGGAGACGGACGCCCAUGAUCACGACUGGGUGGACCUUCCCAAGCCGGAAGGCUGCAAUGACGAAACUUGUCUAGACAUCCACGUCAUUAAAGAGUACGGCGAGGUCAUGGAGAUACGCUUCCCAAAGACCAAGAGCGUGUGUCAUUGGGUGAAGGGCUGCAUGCAGGGGUCGUCCGGGCGGGCUCCUUUCCUGGCUGUCUUUAAGUACUUCAACGGAGACAACGCGGAGAAGGCGGUGAUUGGAGAGAUGAAGUCACCAAUUGUUGUACAGGUGAAAACACCAAGUGAGGAAGAGGAGAGGAAGGACAUCAGUGCGUGUGAUCUUGAGUAUCAGAUAUGUGUCAUUCUGCCCGAUGCCUGGAUCGACCAGGGCAAGGACAUUCCAAAACCGAAGAGAGAGGGGAUGUCAACGUUUGACAACGAAUUUGCGGACGCCUACGUCAUUUCUCUGAAGGGAGUGACUGACGCCGUGCUGGAAAGCACCUUGACAGAACGUAUCGCAGGACUUAGACAAAAGCUGGAGGAGAAGGAACUCGAGUUCAACAAGGACUGGGUGUUGAUCUUUAAGUACGACGCCCCUUUCACUCCCCCUGAGGAGACGGUUACCUAUAUGGCUUUUCUCAAGCCUUCUGCAACAACAGAUGAAGAGAUGUCAAGCUACGAGGCCAGUGUGGCAAGACCGGCUAGCGACGAGGAGAAACCAGCCAAGGAGAAGAGAGAGGGAGGUGAUGAGAGCAAGAAAGAAGCGGAACAUAUGGAGGGGGAAGAGGAAGUUGAGGACGGUGAAGAAGAGAAAAAGACACCAGAAGCAGGAGGCGAUGGAGAAAAUGGGGAAUAGAAUAUCGUACAACGUGUAGUAAACGGAGUUGUAGUUGCAUUAGGAUGAAGGUGCCACUGUUUGAAUGAAGGUGCCAUUUAAGUUUUUUAUCAUAUAAUAAAGAAUUAAUACGUAAUGAUAUAGGUAACUUUGUUAAUUGAAAUCAAGACGUGCCAAGACUGUAGUUGACUCCUGCACUG
Molecule: messenger RNA, 1764 nt
Organism: Branchiostoma floridae (Florida lancelet)
Lineage: Eukaryota; Metazoa; Chordata; Leptocardii; Amphioxiformes; Branchiostomatidae
Exons: 9
Coding region: 854-1585 (243 amino acids)
Source: RefSeq, a predicted model, not a curated record